AAGCUGUUUAUGUUUUUUUGCAAGGCCACCCUUUAACUCAGGCUCCUGAUGGCUAUAAUGGGACCAAUUGUCUGAAUGCUGCUGGGAGCAGGCUCCUCUCUUCAGAGAGGCUGUGUUUCAGUCCCUGGAAGGAGGGAGGACAUAAUGGAGCGGCUCAGCGUGCCAGGUAAAAAGGAACAGGACCCCCAUGUCAGUGCUCUAGGAUGGCCAGUGAAGGCUCCAAUAUCCCAAGUCCUGUGGUGCGUCAGAUCGACAAGCAAUUUCUGAUCUGCAGCAUAUGCCUGGACCGUUACAAGAAUCCUAAAGUACUUCCCUGCCUGCACACUUUCUGUGAGAGGUGCCUGCAGAAUUACAUUCCGGCCCACAGCUUAACCCUCUCCUGCCCAGUGUGCCGUCAGACAUCCAUCCUACCAGAGAAAGGGGUUUCUGCUCUUCAGAACAACUUCUUCAUCACCAACCUGAUGGAUGUCCUGCAGCGAAGUCCAGACAAUAGCAUUGAAGAGUCAUCCAUCUUGGAGACUGUCACAGCUGUUGUUGCAGGGAAGCCUCUCUCCUGCCCCAAUCAUGAAGGCAAUCUGAUGGAAUUUUACUGUCAGUCCUGUGAGACAGCCAUGUGCCAGGAAUGUACAGAAGGAGAGCAUGCAGAACACCCCACAGUACCUCUCAAAGAUGUAGUCGAACAACAUAAGGCUUCUCUUCAAGCACAGCUAGAUGCUGUCAACAAAAGGCUGCCUGAGAUAGAUACUGCACUUCACUUCAUUUCUGAAAUUAUACAUCAGCUUACCAACCAAAAGACCAGCAUUGUAGAUGAAAUUCAUUCCACUUUUGAUGAGCUCCAAAAGACUUUGAACGUCCGCAAGAGUGUGCUGCUUAUGGAACUGGAAGUGAAUUAUGGCCUUAAACAUAAAGUCCUGCAGAAUCAGCUUGAUACCCUGCUGGAAGGACAGGAAAAUAUUAAGAGCUGUAGCAACUUUACUGCCCAAGCGCUUAACCAUGGAACUGAGACUGAAGUCUUACUUGUAAAGAAGCAAAUGAGUGACAAGCUGAAUGAACUGGCUGUCCGAGACUUCCCAUUGCAGCCCCGAGAAAAUGAUCAGCUGGACUUCAUAGUGGAAACAGAAGGACUGAAGAAGUCCAUUCAUAAUCUUGGUACUAUUUUAACCACAAAUGCUGUUGCUUCUGAAACAGUGGCCACAGGUGAAGGACUGAAACAGACCAUAAUAGGACAGCCUAUGUCAGUCACCAUCACUACCAAGGACAAAGAUGGUGAGCUGUGUAAAUCUGGGAAUGCUUACCUCACAGCUGAGUUGAGCACUCCUGAUGGUAGUGUGGCAGAUGGAGAAAUACUUGACAAUAAAAAUGGCACUUACGAAUUUUUGUACACUGUCCAGAAAGAAGGGGAUUUUACUCUCUCACUGAGACUUUAUGAGCAGCAUAUUAGGGGCAGCCCUUUCAAACUCAAGGUGAUCCGGUCAGCAGAUGUAUCCCCCACCACUGAAGGAGUUAAGAGGCGUGUUAAGUCUCCAGGCAGUGGCCAUGUGAAACAGAAGGCUGUAAAAAGGCCAGCCAGUAUGUACAGCACUGGCAAAAGGAAAGAGAAUCCCAUUGAAGAUGAUUUGAUCUUCAGAGUAGGUACCAAAGGGAGAAACAAAGGUGAGUUUACAAAUCUUCAGGGAGUAGCUGCAUCUACAAAUGGGAAAAUAUUAAUAGCAGACAGCAAUAACCAGUGUGUGCAGAUAUUUUCUACUGAUGGCCAGUUCAAGAGUCGGUUUGGUAUCCGUGGAAGGUCUCCUGGUCAGUUACAAAGGCCUACAGGAGUGGCAGUGCAUCCCUGUGGUGACAUCAUUAUUGCUGACUAUGAUAAUAAGUGGGUCAGCAUAUUCUCUUCUGAUGGAAAAUUUAAAGCAAAGAUUGGAUCUGGAAAACUUAUGGGACCAAAAGGCGUCUCCGUGGAUCGCAAUGGGCACAUCAUUGUAGUGGACAACAAAGCAUGUUGCGUUUUUAUCUUCCAGCCCAAUGGGAAAAUAGUGGCCAGGUUUGGAAGUCGAGGCAAUGGAGAUAAACAGUUUGCAGGCCCUCAUUUUGCAGCUGUCAACCAUAAUAAUGAAAUAAUUAUUACUGAUUUCCACAAUCACUCUGUUAAGGUGUUUAACCAGGAAGGUGAAUUCAUGUUGAAGUUUGGAUCAAAUGGAGAAGGGAAUGGGCAGUUCAAUGCUCCAACAGGAGUAGCUGUGGAUUCUAAUGGAAACAUCAUUGUAGCAGACUGGGGAAACAGUCGAAUACAGGUGUUUGAUGGCAGUGGGUCCUUUUUAUCGUAUAUAAAUACAUCUGCGGAUCCACUGUAUGGUCCUCAAGGUUUGGCCCUUACUUCAGAUGGUCACGUUGUAGUUGCAGACUCUGGCAAUCACUGCUUCAAAGUUUAUCGAUACUUACAGUAACCACUGGAGCUGGAUCAUGCUGAAGAAGUUACUAGCAUUGGAGGGCCAAUGUAGCUCUUUUUGUGUAGGAUGUCUACUCUUAAAUAUUUCAAUUUUAAUACCGAAGGAAUCUCCAGGUUUUAUUUUUGUUUUAUUUCCAAACCUACUUUGUUUACAUAGGACUUGCACCUCAUAUGUUCCGCACUGAAGGAUUAAUAAAUAAGACCCUGUUCUUCCUCUGCUCCCCCCACCGCUCCAAAUUCACAAAGACAGUGGAAUACUAGAAAUGUGAACUCUGUGGCUUGUAGAUCAGGCACUUAUAUAACUGACUGACUAAUUUUUGUGAAGGCGGAGAAGAAUUUAAAAAGCUACUUUAUUUAAAGGGGUUUAUUCAACAUGUGAAUGGGAGCACUUGUUUGCUUCCACAUUUGAAAGUUGUUAAUUUUAAGCAUUAUUUAACCCAGCAAGAAGUCUGGGAAUCUUCUGGAUCACAUUGUUAUAUUAGAUAUUACACUUGUAACCUUCAGUCUUAGUAACUGUACUACGUAGUUUCUUUUAGUAAUAAAGCGAUAUGGUUAACCCUUCCUGUACUAGCUAUCAGACCUAAAACAUCGUAAUUUUUAGCACUACAAGAAUCAAUGCAAAACUUCCUGUCCUGUGUAAGAUUGAUGUACAUGUUUAUCAAUUUUCUUACUGCUCAAUGUGUUGUAAGAAUUUUCCAGGAAACUGAAACUUCUAAAGCUCUGGAAAUAUACUCUUAUAGGGAUAUAUUACUGCUAACAACUUUGUAGAAUCAAGUUCUUAAUUCAGACAAAUUCAUUAGUAAAUUAGGUUACACAUCAGUUUAGCUAACAUUACAUAUUCAUAUAGUUAUUUGCUAUAGUUAUGAAAAUAAUUCACUUUGUUCAGUUACUUGUUUUCACACUGGGUAGCAAAACACAUGUGCAUCUCAUCAGAGGUCCUAUCUUGUACAACCAAAAGAAGUUUGGUAUUUUAGAGUUUUAAAGGGUUUAGCAAAGUAGGCUUUAAAAAGUCCAAAACAAUUGAGCAUAAAAUAUAUAAAUUGGGGGGAAAUUCUUGCAAGUCUAUAUGUGUGCAAGAUACCUAAAGAGGGAUUUCAAAUAGUUUGGUUGUUUUCCCCACCAUAUGGGUAUAUAGUAUGAGGAUAAAGAAUGAGAAACAUAAAUAAAGGUGAUCUGAUAAGUCAAAAUUACCUAAAAUCCUUCUACGUGAAAGCAUAUGCUAAAAGGAUCUCUCCUUUCCUACUCUCCCCUUCCAAAUGUAAGCCAUGUUGCUUAAGAUUACCAGUUUCACACCAGUAUUUUCAACAUGUUUCCUGUUUGUUUUAUUUCCAUCAACAUGAAAGAGCAUAGAUGUGGAAUUCGUUUGCAUCAGCUGACAAGAAAAACAAGUUUGAUAGGAAGCAAUGUGAGGUCAUGUACUGCCACCAGUCUUAGGCAAGAUGACACAGAGGAUAGUGCGGUUCCAGUGUAUGAGAUAAUCUCGUUUUUGUGCAGUCAGGGUGGCAACUUAUUAUCUGCCAGCCUGAGCUUAUGUGGAGGGUAGAGCCCAAUAUCUUGUUUAAAACAUUUACAUGAUAUAUCCAAUGAGAAAACUUGCAAAACCAACACAGUUAUGUAGCCAGCCCAUGAUAGAGUAGCUAGAGAAAAAAAGCUAAGAUGUUGAUUAGCAAUGUUUGAAUGCUUUUUUAAAUAUGUUAAAGCAACAGAAUAACUUCACACCCUGUUGAAAAUAAUCCUCUUAAAAUGAGUAUCACCAAGCAUCUAAUUGUAUGGAAUCUGGAGAAACAUAGAUGUUUCUGGAAUGGCAAUAGAUAUUAUUAGUCUUGGACAUUAAAAUAAUUUUGAAUAUUUAAAUUCUGUGGGGAAAGGAAUGUCCUAUUUAUCAUUUUAUGUGUAUUUAUUAAUCAUGUAAAACACAAACCUUAAGCUGUCUCAGAAUUGCUACUGAGCUUCUACUGUAAAGGAACUCAAAAACUGUUGAGUAUGUUAUUAUAAUAGACUUGAUUCGAGGGACAUUGUCAAACUCAUCCAGCAUAAAAUUUUAGAUGUCUAUGCUUCUAUAAAAAUGUUCUUGUGAUGAAACAAGAUUUUCACUUGAAUUUUAAAAAGGUACUGAGCCAAAACCUUCAAUGAUCUGAAUAGGGAUUAGGAAUACUGUCCUGUAGGUCUUCUCAUGUUUCUGGUGAAGACCUCUGAUCUUCUAUACUCUUGCUUAUUUUAAUGGAACUUGUGUAGGAGCAGGUCCCAAUGAAUUGUAUAAGGGAAGCAUUAAAAUCUACAUUGUUAACCUGUCACACAGAGAUCAUUUCAUGCAUGCAGACAUGACCAUGCAUUCCUUAAAAUGCUUUCCUAAAAAGUUUCUUAAUUAUAUUAAUAAUAACUUGGUAAUGCUGUAUAUACUACCUUGCCUCAGAUUUGGAUUAUUGCUUCUUUCCUUUUCAGUAAAGCAAACAUGUUGACUGGGUUUAAACCACACAAUAACCAACACUUGAGAGUUAAGUGUGGGUUGUUCUUGAACUGGGGAUUAUCAUCUUGUCUGAACCCAGCUGUGCUAACAAAUCAUGAUUUGUUAACCACAAGUAACAGUUCAUAAGCCAACAAACACCAUGGGUACUCUUCAUGGGUUCUUUGUGGUUAAUAAAGUGUAGUUUGUUUCAACAACAACUCAUAUUUUAGUAACAACCCACUCUAAAUCCACACUAAACCUUCAAGUACUGUUUAUGGUGUUUUCUGAAUGCGCCCUUCCCCUCAAUACCUUAUUGGAACCUGGUUCUUCCUUGAUGAAUUGCUGACUUCGUAACAUCUCUUGGUGAUGGAUACUAUUAUAAACUGGUACUAGUCUGGAGCCCUGUUAAAGUAUAGAUCUUUGCCAGAUGCCAUUGAAAACCCAGCAGCCUUGGUCAGCUGAGUAUAGGACAAAAGCAAGUUUUCUGUAGCAAUGAGUAUUUGAAAAGUAGCUAGCAAUAUUCAGUAUGCUUCUUGCUCACCAGUUUUCAGAUAUUCACUUCUAAAAAACAUUUCUGCCCUAUAUCCAGUUAACUGAUCAAGGAUUGCCAGAAGAACCACCAUUGUAGACAUGUAACAUUUUUUUUAAAAAAUGUUACAUUUCUUUGAAAGAUUGGUCCAGAUGAGUCAUAAGUAUGUUGUUUGCACCCCUAAAUUAAUAUCUAAAGAUGGGUCAUGCAUGUCCAACUCAGCCUUGCUACUCUGCCACAUCCACAGUUACAACCUAAGGCACACCUUGCUUGCAAAUGUAAGCUAGAUUAUCAGUCACGAGUUGUCCCAAGGAUUUUUAUCAAGUCAAGUUUAGGUUUGUAUGAUAGACAUCCCUCUUGCAUCAGGUGAUGCUCAAAGGUGAAGUAAUGAGUGGAAAUAACAUCAUAAGCAGUUUAAGUGCACAUGUGUUUAUUCAAAGCAAGCACUUACUAGAAGUUUAAAAAUACUGUCAAUUCAUUUUUGGAUAAACUCAGCAACUGUAUAUUGAAGGGGUUUUUUAAUUGUAAAAAGAAAACUUAAAAUACUAGGGAAGUUUUUACACUGAUUUAAAGUUUCAGCAAUGUAGCAAAAAUAUAUUGUCUACUGUUGUUGACCUCUGUAAACAUUACAGGGCUUUCAAUUUUACAGUUAAUUUUUCUUUUAUGAUUAAGGAUCUAGUGUUGCCAUAAUUAAAACAAGUGCCCAUUAAGUUAUGCUUGUUGUGUGAGGAAAUGGUGAUGGUGGCUUUUUAUGAAUGACAGCAAGGAACAAAAUGAAAAUGUCUGCUGAAAAUGCUGUUACAGAGAAGCUGUGAUCAUUGAUUUAAAAGGUUUGUGUUUUGGUGAAUGGAUGGACGAAGUUUGUACUGUAGAAUAGGAUAAUUCCAAAAUAGUGGUAGUUUCUGAUGAAUGUACAACACUUAAAUGGAUGUUUGUGAGCAACACGGCCUUAACCCUACUUUCUCCUGCCCCCCCCCCUUUCUUUUUGACAUGGGAAUGUUCCAUAAUGUGCAUUGUGUUGUGUAAUAUCCCUGGGCUAGAAAUGUUUUGUAUGUUGUACUCUUCCAGACUUCGGAAUGAAUGAUUGUUUUGUUUUGUACAUUCCAGCUUUAUAAGCCAGUUUCAUACAUUGUGUAAAGAAUGCUAUAAAGUCUUGCACUUUCUGCAAAUGAUGCUGAAGGAUCUUAGUCAUUGCUUUUUUAAAAUUUCCCAUCACAGUCAUGCACCCUCUCCUGUUUAGAAGAAAUAUAAACUUGUCUAGUUAAGGCUGAGGAUGAAAGCUGUCCAUUGAAGACUGUAUGUAGGUUUAGCUUCAUGUGUGCCAUGGUAUUUUUUAUGCUUUAUCCUUCAAAAGAAAGCUUAAAAAACUUACCUUGUGUUGGAACAACAGGAAAAAUCUAGAGUCAAAUGUGUAUCUUUUAUCAUGCACAACUCCCCAAAAUAAAAUUAAUGAAUAAAA
This is a messenger RNA of Varanus komodoensis (Komodo dragon), 6874 nucleotides long. It is a transcript of the gene TRIM2, whose product is annotated as tripartite motif containing 2. Gene Ontology annotation, molecular function: zinc ion binding; protein binding; translation repressor activity. The transcript has 12 exons. The record is from RefSeq and is a predicted model, not a curated record. The coding region runs from base 204 to 2438 and encodes 744 amino acids. Gene Ontology annotation, biological process: proteasome-mediated ubiquitin-dependent protein catabolic process; protein polyubiquitination; negative regulation of translation. NCBI's taxonomy places the organism in Eukaryota, Metazoa, Chordata, Lepidosauria, Squamata, Varanidae.